Neomonachus schauinslandi (Hawaiian monk seal) is the source of this 1408-nucleotide messenger RNA. RefSeq names its product colony stimulating factor 2 receptor subunit alpha (gene CSF2RA). The record is from RefSeq and is a predicted model, not a curated record. Gene Ontology annotation, cellular component: membrane; external side of plasma membrane. Bases 38 to 1348 code for a protein of 436 amino acids. NCBI's taxonomy places the organism in Eukaryota, Metazoa, Chordata, Mammalia, Carnivora, Phocidae. Gene Ontology annotation, biological process: cytokine-mediated signaling pathway. Gene Ontology annotation, molecular function: protein binding; cytokine receptor activity. The transcript has 12 exons.
UCGGACCAGGCAGAGAGCUGUCCAAGAGAACGGCCAGAUGUUGGAGCGCCGGGAAACCGAGAAAGAAAGCAGGUGGCCGGAGCAGAGCCUGGUGCGGUGGGGUUUUCCUCAUCCUUUGGGCAGCCCCAUGGGACUCCUGGCCACAGCCGUCCUAUUCUGCAUGCUGCUGGACCCAGUGUUACUCCAGACUCUCGAGCAGCAGGAUCUUCCAAAUGUGGAAGGGGUCCCCAGUCUAAAUGUGAAGUUUGAUUCUUGGAGAAUGGAACUGAGUUGGGACUGCAAAGAAAACACUACCUACCUCGAAUGCGUGAUGAUUCACAAGGAGAACGGGCCUAUCAAAAUAACACCCCAGGAGAAAGAAUGUCACUGCAAGUUUUCGGAUUAUUCUCUCCAUGAUGGAGUCACGCUCAUGGUUAAAGUAAAUAGCACCCAAAGACCGAUUCCAGAAACACUGGUCUACACUAACUCAGGUGGGGAGGGCACAGCUGCCCAAAAUUUCUCCUGUUUUAUCUACAAUGCGAACUUCAUGAACUGCAGUUGGGCAAAGGGUCAAGCUGCCCCUGAUGACGUCCAAUAUUUUUUGUAUAUACGAGACUUGAGAAGAAAAAGGGAAAGAGAGUGUCCUCAUUACAUAGAAGACUCAGGAACCCACGUGGGCUGUCACCUGGAAGACCUCUCAGGAUUAGCGAACUACAAUUAUUUCCUGGUGAACGGUACCAGCCAACAGACAGGAAUCCAGUUCUUUGAUUCGAUUUUGUCGUGGAAGAAAAUUGAAAUAUACAGCCCACCCAACAAUAUCAGCGUGCACUGCAACAAGUCCUACUGCGUGAUCCGAUGGGAAAAGCCCAAGACCCGACAUAAGCUGUCCAACAUGGAGUUCAAGUACCAGCUGGACAUCCAGAAACAGAGCACUAAGGAACACAGUGAGGAUCAACCGAUUGAGGUGCCUGGUAAUUUGGAAAAUAGCUAUAGCUUCCCAAGUCCGGAGCCCAGACCCAAGCAUACUGUGAAAAUAAGGACCUCGGACGCGCGGAUCCAGAACUGGGGUCACUGGAGCCAGCCCACUGAGUUUGGUUCCGAGGAAACCGAGCCCAGCCUCGUGCCCAUCUAUGCACUGGUGGUCCUGGGGACCCUCAUCACUGCCCUGAUCCUCGGCUGCCUUUUGAAAAGGUUCCUCGCGUCAGAGAGCCUCUUCCCACCGAUUCCGCACAUCAAAGACAAAUGGAACGAUACCCAUCAGCCUGACCACCAGGUCAUCUGGGAGAACUUCACCUUGGACACGGAAAAAGGUGACAACGAAGAGAUCCUCACUGUGGAAGAAGUCACAGUGGCCCUGGCGAGCAAGUGAACUGCAUGGACUCUUCCAGCCCCGGAACAUUCUGGAAGCUUUUUUUUUUUUAAUUAUUAU